CAGAAAGUCCGACUUGACAACGACCGCGCAUGCAGAAGUGACAUCCACAUCCACAUCCUUCAUCCUUGUCCUCAGUUUACCCCAUCGUCAGCCCCUCCUGAGGACUUGUCACAUCUCGGUUGCUGGUUUUCUCUCUUCUUUUCCCCUCGUGCUCUCACCACUUCCUUCAUUCGAUCAAAUUCAGCCAAGCACCUUGCAGAAAACCGUGACCCGCUGACCGAGGAAGGUUUUCUGCUGCGGGCUGCCCCGAUCAGCAUCAGUCGAGAUGUCCGAUAGCCAGUCUGAAGCGGACAAGAUCCGCAGCAAGCGCUUGGCAAAGCUAGGAAAUCCCACUCCCUCGUCGCCCGUCGACGGCGCUGCGUCGAGCCAGCCCGCAUCGCCCUCUCAGUCCUCGCCUGCAUCCCGAUUCUUUCCAGAGAGACCCCAGUCACAACCACGAUCUAAUCUGAGCAGCGCCGCUCCCUCACGGGCCUCAUCCCCGCAACCCCAGACCGUGCAGUCAGAAUGGAAGCGGAUCAAGAUUGCACCCCCCACCGCCGCCAGCGCAGUGCCAGACCGGUCGCAAACCGUUACCCCAGUCUCCGGCACUCCCCCUCCACCGCGGGCUGACGAAAGUAUCGAGGCCUUUGCCGAUCGGACCCUCAGCGCGGUCUUCAAACUGACCUUGAACGAGGCUCGUCAGAAGGAUAUUCACGGGCAGCGGUUAACCUACCUGCCCGGACUGCGGGGUGAACUGGAGGAGCAAGGCCGCGAGGUCCGCAUCGAGCUGUCGGUGCUGGACCAGGCCCUUCUGGAGGCCGCUUCGAAUGCUCCCCAGCAGAAGCCGUUGGAUUACCUACUUCCAUGCUGGAGGCGGAUAUCCCGCUUGCACAAAGGGUUCCGUCGGCCUCGCGACGAUGACCCGAAAUACAGCCUCAUCUGUGAAGCCCGUCGCAUGUGCAUGAGCUACUGCAUCUUUGCUAUCACCAUGCCGGAAAUGUUCGGGCUCGAGUCGUCUGAAAAGUCGGCCCUCAAACCCUACCUCCUCCUGGACCCAGAGGAUGACAAAGGUGUGGAUUUCGAGUUCAUCGGCGAGGCUGUGGGCAGGUUCAAUGAGGAUGAAAGCAUCAAGCCGGCCUUCAUUGCUGCUGUGGAGGAAAUGAGCCAGGAGCUUGCGGGCCUGACCAUCAACGAUGAUUACAAGCCCUACCUCACAGCUUUGCGGAACCUUGUCCACAAUGCGGCCAUCGCGGCUGCCAUUACCGAGUCGUCCAUCUUCAACGAGUCCCGGGAUCCGGCUCAGUUCGAAAAGAAGACGCUUCUUGGCCCAUGGUUCAGUCUGUCCCCGCUUCAGAGCAGUGUGACCAUGACAUACUUCUCAAGCCCCAAGACUAGGGAUCAAUCAUACAUCCUGAACGCACAGCGGUCUAUCCGCAUGAUGCAGCAUAUGAUUAGCUCGGAUCUCCUUGAUGUGAUUAACCACAUGAUCCGGGCCUCGAAGGAUGCCAGGGAUCGGGUGCUGGACUGGUUCGCAGCCUCCCUGAACAUCAACCACAAGCGACGGGCGAUGCAAGUGGAUCCUACUACUGUAUCGUCCGAUGGGUUCAUGUUCAACAUUACGACUUGCCUGGACCAGCUCUGUGAGCCGUUCAUGGAUGCAAGCUUCACCAAGAUCGACAGGGUCGAUGCAAACUAUCUACACCGCAAGCCACGGGUAGAUAUGAAGGACGAAACCAAGGUCAAUGCUGAUCAGCAUGCCUCGGACGCUUUCUAUGCCAAGUCCGCAGAGGGAACGUCCAAUUUUAUCACGGAGAUUUUCUUUCUGACAGUGGCCGCCCAUCAUUACGGCAGUGAGUCUCUGACUUCCAAGCUCGAGCAGCUCGAGAAAGACCUGCGGCACAUGGAGUCCACCAUCAACAAGUUCGAGCUGGAGCGGCAUCGGUGGUUGAACAACCCCGUGCAGCUCAGAGUAUUCGAGCAGGCCCUCAAGAAAUACAAGGACAAGCUGGACCUGGGUCUAUCCCUGAAAUACAGCUUGCAGGGCGUCUUGUUUGACGAUCAAUGGCAGGCACGGUCUAUGCUCUUCAUGCGAUAUGUGGUGGUCUGGGUACUGCGGGUGGUAUCAGGCACCAACUUUCCCAAGGAACCACUCAAGCUUCCCUUGCCUGAGCAGCAACCGGAGGUGUUCCAGUGCCUGCCCGAGUACUUCAUCGAUGAUAUUGUCAGCAACUUCAAGUUCAUCAUGUGGGCUAUGCCUCAGAUCAUUACUGCCACCCAAGGAGACGAGCUGGUUAUGCUUUGCAUUACCUUCCUAGAGAGCUCGAGCUACAUCAAGAAUCCCUAUCUCAAAGCGGGUCUUGUCUCCAUCCUGUUCCGAGGAACCUGGCCUCGCCCUGGAGGCGGCCGGGGCGUCCUCGUGGACUUGCUCAACUCCAUGCCUUUUGCCAACCAGCACCUGCUGCACGCCCUAAUGAAGUUCUAUAUCGAGGCUGAGCACACCGGUACACAUACCCAGUUUUUCGAUAAGUUUAAUAUCCGUUACGAGAUUUUCCAGAUCAUUCAAUGCAUCUGGCCCAACACCCAUUACCGCAACAAGCUUUACAACCAGUCCAAGCAGAACCUGGAUUUCUUCGUGCGCUUCGUCAAUCUUCUGCUCAAUGACGUGACUUAUGUGCUCGAUGAGUCUUUCGGGGCCUUCAUCACGAUUCACAAGACACAAACGGAACUGCGUAAUGCCGCAGCGAUGGAGCCCACCGUACGCCAAGAAAAGGAGGAGCAGCUGACGGCCGCGCAGCGCAAUGCCAAGUCAUAUAUGCAGUUGACGAAUGAGACGGUUUCCAUGCUCAAGUUGUUCACCGAUGCACUGGCCGAUUCUUUCACGAUGCCUGAAAUCGUGCAGAGAUUGGCUGAUAUGCUCGACUACAACCUGGACGCCAUGGUUGGACCCAAAAGUGCCACUCUGCGGGUGGAUAACCUGCAGGAGUACGGGUUCAACCCUCGGGCCUUGCUGAGCGAGAUCGUCGAUGUCUAUCUGAACCUGACGGGCAAGGAGAGCUUCAUUGUGGCCGUGGCACGUGACGGACGGUCUUACAAGCCUGCCAAUUUCGAGAAGGCUGCCGAGAUUCUGCGGAAAUGGUCUCUGAAGUCGCCCGAGGAGCUCAAGCGGUGGGAGCAGUUCCAGCACAAGGUCAAGGCGGCUAAAGAAGAAGACGAGCAGGCGGAGGAGGACCUCGGCGAGGUUCCUGAUGACUUCCUGGAUCCUCUUAUGUACACUCUGAUGGAAGACCCAGUGAUCUUGCCCGGGUCCAGGGUGUCUAUUGACCGCUCUACCAUUCGCUCUCACCUUCUCAGUGAUCCCCACGACCCCUUCAACCGAGCUCCUUUGAAAAUGGAGGAUGUCACACCCGAUACGGAACUCAAGGCCAAGAUCGAAGCCUUCAAGGCCGAACGGAUGGCGGCGCGCAGGCAAGCUAAGGUGUCCGAUCCGAUGGACACGACUACUGGUUGAUUGCGAGUAGCAGCGGCUUUUGUGCCGAAGGCAUCUCCGCCGUCUCGGGGCUUAUUCAAUUAGCGCUUCUGACCAUGAGAUGGAACGAGGGCAUCGUAUUCUUUGUUUUUUUUUUUUUUUUU
Messenger RNA from Aspergillus uvarum CBS 121591, 3609 nucleotides. Its product is annotated as ubiquitin-ubiquitin ligase UFD2. Gene Ontology annotation, molecular function: ubiquitin-ubiquitin ligase activity. Gene Ontology annotation, biological process: protein polyubiquitination. The record is from RefSeq and is a predicted model, not a curated record. NCBI's taxonomy places the organism in Eukaryota, Fungi, Ascomycota, Eurotiomycetes, Eurotiales, Aspergillaceae. The coding region runs from base 266 to 3487 and encodes 1073 amino acids. Gene Ontology annotation, cellular component: nucleus; ubiquitin ligase complex; cytoplasm. The transcript is spliced from 7 exons.